Molecule: messenger RNA, 691 nt
Organism: Sinocyclocheilus grahami
Lineage: Eukaryota; Metazoa; Chordata; Actinopteri; Cypriniformes; Cyprinidae
Product: class I histocompatibility antigen, Gogo-C*0203 alpha chain-like
Exons: 4
Coding region: 70-657 (195 amino acids)
Source: RefSeq, a predicted model, not a curated record
CGAAAGAAAGCGAGUCGCGAUUCAAAGCAAACUAUUGCCGUCGCCGCUCUCGCUUCAUAUUCCGCAGAAAUGCUCCUCUUCUUUGUAACCUUCGCUUUUCUUGUAGAUUUAUCCUGGGCUCUUCCAACGGACGUUAUUAUUCAAUUCGAGCGCAGUGUUUUGGUAAACGGGACAGUCGUGGAGAGGAUCCUUGUCAAUGAUGCACAUUUAAAGGGCCAGUUCGACAAGCAACCUGUUGUCAGACCCAUUCAAGAUGAAGUCCUUAAGAUGAUGGUGGAGAAUGAUCAUCAUGUUACAGCAAGUUAUGGCACAUAUAUACGUUUGAGGGAAUGUAAGCUGCGAGGAUAUCGAGUCCUGCAGCUGUCCGACCGGUUUCAGCUCAAUGGCAAAGAUUAUCUGACUUUAGAUUCAGACACUGAUUCGUGGACAGUGUUGAUGCCAGAGGCACAGGAUCUAAAGCAGUCAUGGACACUUAAGGCCGAGCAAGCGAGUCUAGAGAAAAUUCACCUGAAAGAAGAGUGUGAGGAAUUCAUUAAACGGAGGAAUGACACCCAGAAUCAAGAAGGUGUUUUAGGCUCAAUUAUCCACUAUCCAGCCCAUCAUCUUGAAGUACCAUUGGACGGACAGAGCCAAAAGAACAUCUCAAGUCCUUGCUAAAGGGUCCCUAUUAGCAAUCACCUAACCUGCGUGA